AUGAUGGGUGAACAGGAUAAUCCUAGUGAUUCUACGGAUUAUUUGACUCCUUUGGUUGAGUCCCCUUCUGCUGGUUGGUCCGUUGGUUCGCUCGCGGACUAUUUUGGAAUUCCUGUAGAAAAGCCCAUUUCUACGAAUUGUUGGCUUUUCCGUGCUUACAAUAAAAUUUACAAUGAUCAUUUUCGUGAUGAGAAUUUGAUUGAUAGUAUCCCUGAGAAUCGUGGUGAUGGUCCUGAUUCGGCUGAUGACUAUGUAUUGCGGAAGCGUGGUAAGCGUUGGGACUAUCUCACUGGCUGUCUUCCGUGGCCUCAGAAGGGCCCUGGUGCCAGUAUCGGUCUCGCUGGUGAUGCUCCUGUGCAUGGUGAUAUUAACGGUCUUCGUUUCACUGAUGGCACUACUAGUUAUGUUAUUGCUGGUCGUUCUGGCGGUACUACUGCUAAUGGGAUGCCCCUUUAUGCUGUUUCUACUGGUUCUCGUCUGGAUGUUGGUGCUACCGCUCCUUCUUCUGGUCUGACUUUGAAUGCUAACCAUGUUCUUGGUGUGCGUUCUGCGUCUGGUAAUUCUGGUCUUGUUGCUGAUCUCUCGGAAGCGGCAUCCGAACGUUGGGCCGAGCUUCGUUAUGGUUCGUCUAAAAUCACUGGUAAGCUCCGCUCUGGUGUGGCUCAGUCUCUUGAUGUUUGGCAUCUUGCCCAGCAUUUCACGACUGUUCCUACUCUUAGUCAGCAGUUCAUUGAGGAGAAUCCGCCGCUUAAGCGUGUACUUGCUGUACAGGAUGAGCCUGAGAUUAUCUUUGAUAGUCUGACCACUUGUAAUACUGUUCGGUGUCUUCCGACUUAUUCUGUCCCCGGUCUUGUUGAUCAUUUUUAA
Messenger RNA from Cylicocyclus nassatus, 867 nucleotides. Lineage: Eukaryota; Metazoa; Nematoda; Chromadorea; Rhabditida; Strongylidae. The record is from the annotation of a GenBank genome assembly.